This is a messenger RNA of Didymodactylos carnosus, 792 nucleotides long. Lineage: Eukaryota; Metazoa; Rotifera; Eurotatoria; Philodinida; Philodinidae. The record is from the annotation of a GenBank genome assembly.
AUGUGUAACGCCGAACAGAGGGAUAUUAAAGAAUCGGAGUUGGUACAACACGCAGAAACUGUUCAAGAAGAACGUCAAAAAAAUGCAGCAGGUGAAGGUGGACCAUUAUCACCAGGCGAAGAUGAAAUGCAAAUAGAAAAAUUAAUACACGCAGAAAUGAGUGUUGAACCAAAAUUAGAAUCAUUACAUGAAGAAGAAUGUACUUAUGCUCGUUUGUUGGCUACUACUCAUCAUCAAGUAUCACAAUUAUCAGAUUGGGCUAAACGUGUACCCUAUUUUUUAUCACUCUCAUUAGAGGAUCAAGUCGCUUUAGUUCGUGCAAGUUGGCGUGAUAUAUUAUGUUGUUCAUUAGCUUAUCGUUCAAUGUUAGCUCCCGAAUGUGGUCUUGUACUCUUUGAUGGUUCAUAUGUUAAACCACAUACAGCUGUUGAUCAAUCAUUACAAUUUUUUAUUACGCGACUUUAUCAUGAUGUUGUUACAAUAAUGAGAGAAUUACAGGUUGACAAAGUAGAAAUAGCAUGUCUUAAAGCAAUAUUCUUAUUUGAUCCGGAUGCGAAAGAUGUUCAAGAUACUGCUCGUAUAAGUGAAUUACGUGAAAAAGUUUGUAUGGCAUUGGCAUCUUAUUGUAAAAAAGUUCAUUCAGAUGAUGUAGCACGUUUUGCUAAAUUAUUAUUACGUAUGCCACCGAUUCGUGGAUGGUGUAUUAAAGGUAUUGAAAAUUUAUUUUUUGCUGGAGCUGCACGAUCAGCUGAUAGUGAAAUUAUACAAAUGAUUCGUGAUCGACAAUUGUGA